Messenger RNA from Grus americana (Whooping crane), 2082 nucleotides. RefSeq names its product immunoglobulin kappa light chain-like. The record is from RefSeq and is a predicted model, not a curated record. The transcript is spliced from 6 exons. Bases 237 to 1139 code for a protein of 300 amino acids. Lineage: Eukaryota; Metazoa; Chordata; Aves; Gruiformes; Gruidae.
AUCAUUCUCACCUUCACCUGAAAACCCAAUGGGACUACAACCUUCUAACCAAUUUCAGCAUUUGCCAGCCUGCAGCGGAUUUUCUACAAAUGUGACCCACCUGCUUGUGCACAGAAGACCUGCCCCUGAAGGCUGCUCAAGAGAGUGCCCUCCUCCUCCCACACAACACUCUCCCCAUCUGGGCUCCCUUUCACCCUCCUCUGACUCUCAACAACAGCAGAGCCUAACAAGCAAACAUGCUGCUGCUGGCAGCGCUUCUGGCCACAGCCAUUUGCUCUUAUGGAUUUGCACAAGAAAUUCCCAUGCAGAGCCCUAUAUCCAUCACCAGGUCUAAAGGAACUGCACGCCUGUACUGUCACGUUAAAGACGUCUCUGAAGAUUUUGGUGGCCUUGUCAUACACUGGUAUCAACAGAAGGAGGGUAAAGCUCCACAGAGGCUACUGUUCUUUUCAUCAGGGUCAGCUUCAGUUGACAGUGGCUUUCAAGCAAACAGGUACAUGGUUGAAAAGGUUUCUGGACAGAAACGGUGUGUUCUUACAAUAAAAGAUGUAAUUCCAGACGAUGCUGCUACUUACUACUGCGCCUACUGGGAUGAAUACUACAAAGUCUUCGGAACUGGCACAAAGCUUAUUGUCUCCGACAAAGGAAAUUCUGCACCAGAAAAUGCUGAAGUCCUGAGGAAACAACAUGGAGAUCAGAUAACGUAUGUUUGCCUCAUCGAGAAAUUCUACCCAGAUGUUAUUCGGGUGACAUGGAACGAUGGAGAAAAAGAGGUAACAGACAACGUAGUAAAAGGAGAUGCUUGGAAGGCUACAGAAGAUGACAAAUACUCAAUCAGCAGCUGGUUAACUGUACCAGCAGAGAACAAAGACAAGAAGUAUCUCUGCAAAUACGAGCAUGAAGGGAAACAGGAUUCAAAGCAGGCAUAUGUAGAACCUACAAAGCCUAAAGCUCCAGAAGAGAACUGCAUCACAUAUCCUGGAAAUGGCACUGAUUUUAAUAGAGAUCACUUAAUGCACAGGACAGCAUAUUUAGUGUACAUCGUCCUUCUUCUGAAGAGCUCCAUGUACUAUCUCAUCGUACUCUUCUUCAUCUACAGAAUGUGGUCUCCAAACAAGCACCAAGGAAAGAAAGCAUAAACAUUGGUUUUGGAAAGGCUUACAAAAUUGUAUUCAAUUUGCUUUGCUAUAUAUUAUCCACAUAGACUCCCCUGCUCUCAGUGUUAAAUGUAACAACAACAACAAAAUCCCAGAAUAAUUUUCUGGCAUUAGUGCAUAGGUCUUGUUUUGCUUUACUGCUAGUGUUUUUAUAUCAGUCUGGUUUUCUUAAUUUUUCUGAGUAUUGAAUGGAGAUGCACAAUAGGAGUAAGGCUACAUACCUUGGAUUUUAAUCCAGAGUCUGUGUUGCAAAAUCAGGAAGGUACUCACAUUAACAGGGCUUUGAAAGCACAGACGCAUUUUGUCAUUGCGCUUAAGGCUUAAUUAGGAGCAUUCCUGCACUGUAACUUCAAUGAUUUAUUGCAACUGUCAUUUACCCACAAAAUCAGGACUUAAAUAUUCUAGAGAUGUGUGCUUUAAGAGUCAAUUAAAUGUGAUUUUUAAAAGUGAACAUAAUAUUUUUGAAUUAAGAAGUUAGACGAGCAUAAAAGCAAUUCUAAGGUCCACAUGUACAGAGAUGGAAGAAAUCCCCCAAGCCCCACACCAGCGCUGUGACACAGACUGAAAACCUGCACAUCGUAGUUUUCAAGAAAGGAAACAAUUGUAAUGAUCACGAACAUCAUCUUGUUUAGAGAUACCUUUUUUAAGUUGAGCAAAACCUUAAAUCUGAAGCUUUGAUAGAGAAAGUAUUUUCACAAUGGAGGAAAAAAUUCUCAGAUGUUGGACUUUGAACAGUUCAUCUCCAAGUUCCACAAAUCAGUUCCUUUCAAAUUCUUUGGAAAAAUCAGAAGCAGACAUAUUGGGGUAAAGCGUUUGCUCAGUUUGAGGCCAUAAGUUUAAAGAUAAGUGCCUGCAGCAUUUACUCUCACUGUAUCUCACUGUAUCUGUAAUGAUGUAGAAGGCAAUAAAAGCUUUCCUCCAGGUG